Molecule: messenger RNA, 2733 nt
Organism: Cygnus olor (mute swan)
Lineage: Eukaryota; Metazoa; Chordata; Aves; Anseriformes; Anatidae
Gene: HEY2
Product: hes related family bHLH transcription factor with YRPW motif 2
Exons: 5
Coding region: 212-1219 (335 amino acids)
Biological process (GO): circulatory system development; regulation of neurogenesis; anterior/posterior pattern specification
Cellular component (GO): nucleus
Molecular function (GO): protein dimerization activity; RNA polymerase II cis-regulatory region sequence-specific DNA binding; DNA-binding transcription factor activity, RNA polymerase II-specific
Source: RefSeq, a predicted model, not a curated record
GCCGGGGGCGGGCCGUCGGGCUUGAGGCUGUGCCGCGGCGUGGGAAAGCGCCUCACAGAGGCUUUGCUCUGCUGGCGGUGCGGAGCCGUGCCGAGCCGUGCCGAGCCGAGCCGGAGCCGUUCACCCCCCCCCCCCCUCCCCCCGGCCCACACCUCCCGGAUUUAUUUAUCUCUGCCCCCGCCCCGGCUCCGAGCUGCGUCCCCUGCCCGCCAUGAAGCGACCUUGCGAGGAAACUACCUCAGACAGCGACAUGGACGAGACCAUAGACGUGGGGAGCGAGAACAACUACUCCGGGCAAAGCAAUAGUUCUGUGAUCCGAUCGAAUUCCCCAACAACAACGUCUCAGAUUAUGGCCCGAAAGAAAAGAAGAGGGAUUAUAGAGAAAAGGCGCCGUGAUCGUAUAAAUAACAGUUUAUCUGAGCUGAGGCGGCUUGUGCCAACUGCUUUUGAAAAACAAGGAUCUGCCAAAUUAGAAAAAGCGGAAAUACUGCAAAUGACAGUGGAUCAUCUGAAGAUGCUUCAGGCGACCGGAGGUAAAGGUUAUUUCGAUGCUCACUCCCUGGCCAUGGAUUUCAUGAGCAUCGGCUUCCGGGAGUGCUUGACCGAAGUCGCCAGGUACCUGACGUCCGUGGAAGGCCUCGACACCUCCGACCCGCUGCGCGUCAGACUGGUGUCCCACCUCAGCACCUGCGCCUCACAGAGGGAAGCCGCCGCCAUGACCUCCUCCAUGGCCCACCACCACCACCCCCUGCACCCCCACCACUGGGCAGCCGCCUUCCACCACCUCCCGGCCGCCCUGCUGCAGCCCAACGGACUCCACGCCCCCGAGGCCGCCCCGUGCAGACUCUCCUCGGACGUGCCUCCCCACGGCUCCGCGCUGCUCACCGCCACCUUCGCCCAUGCCGACGCCGCCCUCAGGGUCCCCUCCGCGGGCAGCGUGGCUCCCUGCGUCCCCCCGCUCUCUACCUCUCUCCUCUCCCUCUCAGCCACCGUUCACGCCGCCGCCGCCGCCGCCACUGCCGCCGCCCAGAGCUUCCCCCUCUCCUUCACCGGCGCCUUUCCCAUGCUCCCCCCAAGCGCGGCCGCCGCCGCCGUGGCAGCAGCUACAGCCAUCACCCCGCCGUUGGCCGUAUCGGCCUCCGCCAGCCCCCAGCAGGCCGGCAGCGCGGGGAGCAGCAAGCCCUACCGGCCCUGGGGGACGGAGGUCGGAGCCUUUUAAGUGCCCCCUCUCCCUUCCCCAGCCUGCUCCCUCCUCUCCCUCCGCACACACACACAUGCACACGCGUGCGUGCACACGUGCACACUCGCGAGGCUCCUGCGGACCGCCUGUGGCGGCCUGUCCUCGCUGAGGGCCGAGGGGACGCCUUCGCCCCGGGGCAUGGCAGCCGGCCUGGGCGCAGCGGCGCUGCCCUCGCCGCAGGUGCCGGAGGGGACGCGGGGUGCCCUGCUCCUCCCGGCGAGUCUUGCCAAGGGCACCUCGAGGCAGCGGCUUUCGGAAACGUCGUGACCGCCUCAGCACGCGGACGUUUCCUGGGAGAUGCGUAGGCACUAGGACUAAGAAUAAUCCUCCAGCUAUGCAUCCGUGUUUGGCGGAGAGGCGAGGGAUCGUACCUAUCAGGUCUCCUGGGGCUCGAAAAAGAGUUCGACUUUCCUAAGUGCCUGACAUUUAAACGAUAAUAAAAAUAAAAUUUUAUAUAUAUAUAUAUGUGUGUUCUGCUAAAACAAAUAACAUUGCACAGGUAUGGGAAUGGUCUGGGAGAGAGGGGGAGUCCUGCGUGCAGCUUCAGGACGUUGAUAUCUUUCCAGAAAGGAGUGUGCUCUUUUAACAGGCAGGUUCGUUUAGCCAAAAGACUGCCGAGAAAGAAUGUUCAGUCUGACAGGCCUGGUUUUCGCUUACUUAGUCUCCUUCCUUUGUACAGACUUGCCAAAUUGUGACAUCUAGCAUAGCGUCGGUAAAAGCGAUUAUCUUAUCAGUGCUCGGAUUAAUGAACGUUUCAGCACUGCCUGUGAGCCUUGAGGCACCCUUUUUUAUGGCUUAAAUAUGGUGCUAGCUCGUAUCUGCACAAACAGCGAGUCUGUCAUGCACCCAGAAGUAACGACCUACAUACAGCGUGCACACUUCCAUAUGGCCGGCUCAUGUCAAUACAAGAGACUCGGUGUUGUGAGAGUCGAAAUUAACUUAUUUAGCUCCAAUGGGACGUUUACUUUCAGCCGACUCUGUGCAAGAUCUUUUCACUAUCAACUUCUGGGAUAACGAUCGCUCUGGGUAUGAAUGAAGUUACGGUAGGGACAAUUCUUAAAUUGGCUAUUAACAUGCCAACAUUGUAAUGUGGGUUUGAUUCCAAACCAAAAUGAAUGUAUUAAAGGGGAUGGCAGUAAAUUAUUUUGUCAAUACCCAGACAACUAGUGCUGCAUAAAAUGUUUUGCUUUCAUUUUUUAUUACAGUGACUUAAAAUAACCUAAGUAUUUUAAUACAUCGAGUCAAAAAACUAGAGAUUUUAUGUAAAAAAAAAAAAAGUAAAAAUAAAACACAGCAUGUAUUAUUAUGCACUUGAUUUCUCUGCUGUGUGGAGAAAGCAGUAAGCAUUGAGAAUGUUAAACAUUAUGCAAAAUAUACUUUAAAAUAUUUGUUUUAAAAAUACUGUACCUAGUCGGUCUUUUAUGCAUUACUUUGUUAACCUUUUUUCUAUGCAAAAGUCUUUACAUAUCACUAAUUAAACGAAGUCCUUUUUG